GAUAAAUGACUUUUUGCCGUGUAGUAAGUUAAUUAAUGUUGAUUACAAACACUUAAAAUGAACGUUCAAGAACAAACAGUUCCUAGCGAUAACCCGAACGAUUACUGUCGGCUCUGCUUCUCGGACCGCAACUUGGUGUCACUUUUUCCAUGCGAUGCCCAGCCAAGACAGUUCCUGCUGGACCAAAUUUCACAGUGUACCGGAAUACGAGUCGAGGAAGUUGAAAAUCAUCCUCGUUCAAUUUGCUGGAGAUGUGCAGUGGCGUUGGAAGACUUCCAACUGUUCCGGCAGCGGAGUCUGGCACACGAUGUUAUCAUUAGAAAAAAGUAUUCAACGUCAACCGUGAACGUUACUGAGGGGAACACGAAGUGGAUCAUAUCAAUCCCGGUACCAGAACCUUCAUCAAUUGAUUGUGAAGAAGUGGAGGAAGAUGACAAAUCACUCAUAGAGCCAAUGGAAUCGGAUUCAAGUGCUAUAUAUGGAGGAUUCUCCAGUACAAAAAUGAACGAAUUGAACAUGGGCGAAUCUCAUUCCACGAAAUCUACUACUUGCCACCUGUGUAAGCAUGAUUUCGUUUCACGGCAAUCACUUUACGCACACUUCAAAGAACAACACUCAGAUCGUGGGCGACCCCACAAAUGCGAUCUGUGCCAAGCAUCUUUCAAGCGUAGAAGUCAUUUGGAGGAUCACGUGUCGUCCCAUACUGGAGAGGUCCGAUAUAAUUGUAAGGACUGCGGAGCAAAAUACGCCAAGUCGAAAUCGCUUAUGCGCCAUCGCAAAUUGGCCCAUUCGACAUUGCCGUUAACAAUUAAGACAGUUAACAAACCAGGUCUAACUAACGGUGAGUUCAAGUGCAAAUAUUGCCCAAAAUCAUUCAAGCAUCGCCCAUCGUUGAACUUCCACAUCAAAUCCCAUUAUGACAUGUUGCCACACGUGUGUGAAUUCUGUGAUGCUCGUUUUGCCAAUGAGAAAGGAAAACAGGUGCACAAGGGUAAAUAUCAUCCAGCUGAUGUAUUUAGAGCAGUACCGCCAUCUUCCAAGGAGCCACAGAAGGUUAUCCAAUGUACUUUGUGUCCCCGUUACUUUGAACAACGUCGCUAUUUGACACAACACAUGAAAUUUAUACAUCCCAACUAUUCCGACGAAAGGCACAAAACUGUAGAAGAUACACAGGUGGCUGAACAACAAUCUAGCCAGCAAGAAACUGACGGCUUGAACCAGGUGGACGAUGGAAUGCAACCGGUGACGAUAAAGUUCGAAGUGGAGGAAAACGGUUCAAUGAAUGGAGCUGAUAUUGAUCAUUCCAAGUGAUUUGGAAAAACGUAUUACCCAUGCCAUAACGUAUAUUAUAUUUCGAAAUCAGAAUG
Ochlerotatus camptorhynchus is the source of this 1367-nucleotide messenger RNA. RefSeq names its product zinc finger protein 595-like. The transcript has 2 exons. Gene Ontology annotation, molecular function: zinc ion binding; chromatin insulator sequence binding. Gene Ontology annotation, cellular component: nucleus; chromosome. Gene Ontology annotation, biological process: regulation of transcription by RNA polymerase II. The record is from RefSeq and is a predicted model, not a curated record. NCBI's taxonomy places the organism in Eukaryota, Metazoa, Arthropoda, Insecta, Diptera, Culicidae. Bases 58 to 1311 code for a protein of 417 amino acids.